AUGCUCCGUCCUUCCAAACCCAAUGCACUUCCUCACUUCCAACUGCAAGCCUUUGGGCAGGAUAUUAACCCACGCGGCUACAGCAAGUGGCCGCUGGAACGCUUUGUGCAAGCAGCAUACGAGGGCGACCUGGAGCUCUUGAGCAAGAUGCUCGACCGGGAGGACCCCAUCGAAGGAUACCACCACGACUUCAAUGCCCACCACAAGCCGGACGGCUUCAACGCGCUGCAUGCGGCUGCCACGGCGGGGCAACUGGAGGCAGUGCAGAUGCUGCUCAAGGCGGGCGUGGACCCUCACGUGAAGCGCUCGAUGCCAGAGGGGCAGAACCCCAAAGAUGGCGAGACGGCGCGCGAGAUGGCAGACAAGCACGGCUGGGAUGAUAUAGCUGCUGUGCUCAAAGAGGCCGAGAAGAGCUAUAUGCGCGGUUUGUACAAAGAGUUUGGGUGGAACAACAACGCCAAGCUCUGGCCCAUUGAUCGGCCAGAAGGCUUGGACCCAGAUCAAGAGAAGCGCCGGCAGCUCAGCGUUGGAGAGGAAUGUGAGUCGCCCAUGAGUCGUUCCAUGAGUCGCUUCAUUCGUCCACCUGCCGGUCCGGGGGGUCUUGUGUCGUAUCGUCGCAAUGGGCACUGGCGCAGCUCAGCCCCAAAGCCUAAAAGGCGCGAAGAGCCACGAAGCCAACGCAACUCAGCAAGUCAAGCAGCCACUGUCUUGAUAGUCGUGGGUCAGAUUGUAGCAGUGGCUCAGAUUGGUACUGACCAAUUUCCCGGCUGA
Effrenium voratum is the source of this 771-nucleotide messenger RNA. NCBI's taxonomy places the organism in Eukaryota, Dinophyceae, Suessiales, Symbiodiniaceae. The record is from the annotation of a GenBank genome assembly.